UUCAAACAUAUCUAGAAGACACUCACCUCGCAAGAAAUCAUACGACCACACCAUUUUUACUAGUAUAAAUACGUGGUCCAGAACGGAACCAUUGUACCCUAUGCUAAGAAAGUAGUACACUAUCUUCCAACUGCAGAAAUCCCCCCUGCCAAAAACCAUUUUCUCUCUCCUCAUUUCCUACUCUCUCUCUUCUUUUUCUCAUCUGAAAUUCCGUGAACUCCACCAGAUUUCUCUGCCACCUGUUUCUCCUUUUCAAUUCAACCCCUCUUAAAUACACACCAUAAAUCUUCUACGUAUUGAUGUGUGAUUAUAGUUAAAUUAUUUAUUUAUUGCUAUGAAAAUGAUACUUCCGGCGUGAAUUUUGAUGCCUAAUUGUGGUGGUGGUGGUGGUGCGUCAACAUCCGCCGUGUUGAAGCUGAGCUGCGGCGGCGAUCGAAAUUAGGCGAUAAAUUUGCGUUUUUUUUUUUUUUGAAAUUGAAGAUUAAGAGCGUGGGUAACUAUGGGUUUGGAGAGCAAUUCUAUGCCUAAAAUCGUGAUUGGGGAUUUUGGUUACACUCUUGAAGAUGUUCCCCAUUUAUCCGACUUCAUUCCUGAUCUUCCUACUUAUCCGAAUCCGUUGCAAGACAAUCCUGCAUACUCAGCUGUUAGGCAAUAUUUCGUCGACUACGAUGACACCAUUGCACAAAACAUUGUUGUUCACAAGGACACUCCAAGAGGGAUUCAUUUUCGACGCGCUGGUCCUCGCCAAAGAGUUUAUUUCGAGUCGGAUGAUGUGCAUGCAUGUAUAGUCACGUGCGGGGGCUUGUGCCCUGGUCUGAACACAGUUAUCAGGGAGAUAGUAUGCAGUUUAAAUUAUAUGUACGGUGUAAAGAGUGUUCUUGGUAUACAUGGAGGAUAUAAGGGAUUUUAUUCUAAAAACACGAUAUCUCUAACGCCGAAAAGUGUGAAUGAUAUUCAUAAACGUGGAGGAACAAUACUCGGUACAUCUCGAGGUGGUUACGAAACUAAAAAAAUUGUCGACAGCAUUCAAGAUCGAGGAAUUAACCAGGUCUACAUAAUAGGUGGAGAUGGAACUCAAAAAGGAGCAGCCGUAAUUUUUGAGGAAAUCAAAAAACGAGGUUUGAAGGUUGCAGUUGUCGGAAUCCCCAAAACCAUCGAUAACGACAUCCCGGUGAUCGAUAAGUCGUUUGGUUUCGAUACAGCUGUCGAAGAAGCCGAGCGUGCUAUUAAUGCGGCCCAUGUUGAAGCUACAAGUUUCGAAAAUGGCAUAGGUCUUGUUAAGCUAAUGGGAAGAUACAGUGGAUUUAUUGCUAUGUAUGCUACAAUUGCGAGUCGAGACGUUGACUGCUGCCUUAUUCCGGAAUCGCCCUUCUAUCUCGAAGGGCGCGGUGGUCUUUUCGAGUAUAUCGAGAAACGGCUUAAAGAAUUCGGACAUAUGGUUAUUGUUAUAGCCGAAGGUGCAGGGCAAGAGAUGCUUUCCGAGAGUUUGAAUCAAAAAGAUGCUUCCGGAAACAAGCUUCUCCAAGACGUUGGACUGUGGAUUUCACAAAAGAUUAAGGAUCACUUUUCGAAGGAAAGAAAGAUGACGAUUAAUCUCAAGUAUAUAGAUCCAACAUAUAUGAUUAGGGCUAUUCCUAGUAGUGCAUCGGAUAAUGUAUACUGCACGCUUCUUGCUCAAAGUGCUGUUCAUGGAGCGAUGGCGGGAUAUACCGGUUUUACGGUGGGCCCUGUUAAUGGAAGAUAUGCUUAUAUACCUUUUCAUAGAAUUAACGAGAGGCAGAACAAGGUAGUGAUAACGGACAGAAUGUGGGCCAGGCUUUUGUCUUCGACCAGUCAGCCGAGUUUCUUGAGUACGAAAGACGUUGUCGAAGAUAGCAUGGACGACAAAAAGGAGACACCUAAUUACGCAUUGUUAGAAAAUGGCUUCGCGGAUGCUCACAAAUAACUACGUCGUGUUCUAAACGAUGUUUUAAGCUUGCCACCGUCCAUAUAUAGAAAUUGCUUAAUCUUGUUUCGAAUUACAGUAGUUUUUGUUAUAAUAUGAACUCCCUGCUGAAAUAAAGAGGUGGAUUUUUGUAAUGGUUAUUCGUCUUCUUGAUGUAAUAAAUAGAUGCUUCAUCGAAAGCAUGUCAUCGAUAUGUUUCAAUAUAUAAAUUUCAAGACAAACUCAA
This is a messenger RNA of Erythranthe guttata (spotted monkey flower), 2171 nucleotides long. Its product is annotated as ATP-dependent 6-phosphofructokinase 3. Gene Ontology annotation, molecular function: 6-phosphofructokinase activity; ATP binding. The record is from RefSeq and is a predicted model, not a curated record. Lineage: Eukaryota; Viridiplantae; Streptophyta; Magnoliopsida; Lamiales; Phrymaceae. Gene Ontology annotation, biological process: glycolytic process; fructose 6-phosphate metabolic process.